This is a messenger RNA of Eubalaena glacialis (North Atlantic right whale), 799 nucleotides long. RefSeq names its product cell death inducing DFFA like effector c (gene CIDEC). Gene Ontology annotation, biological process: apoptotic process; regulation of apoptotic process. Lineage: Eukaryota; Metazoa; Chordata; Mammalia; Artiodactyla; Balaenidae. The record is from RefSeq and is a predicted model, not a curated record. The transcript has 4 exons.
AGAAACAUGGAGCCCAACACUGUCCAGCUGACGGGGAUGGAGUACGCCAUGAAGUCCCUCAGCCUUCUCUACCCCAGGUCCCUGUCCAGGUACGUGGCAGUCAGCACCUCGGUGGUGACUUAGAAGCUGCUGUCAGAGCCCAGCCCGGAGGCCCCCAGGGCCCGGCCCUGCAGAGUAAGCAGUGCUGACCGGAGUGUGCGGAAGGGCAUCAUGACACACAGCCUUGAGGACCUCCGCCUCAAGAGAAGCUCUCCGCUGGGCCCUCUUCAGCAUGCAGGCCACAGGCCACGUGCUGCUCGGCACCUCCUGUUACCUGCAGCAGCUCCUGGAUGCCACAGAGGGAGGGCAGCCCCCCAAGAGCAAAGCCCCAUCCCUCAUCCCAACCUGUCUGAAGAUACUGCAAUGAAAGCCCAGCCAAGGACUAGACCGGGGACCCCAUGCUCAGCUGGUAGCACCCACAAGCCUGGCAGCUAGAGAGCUUCUUACCUUCCCAACACCUCCCUCAGCCCCACAGGAACAUGAAUGAUGAAGCAGGGGGAAGGGCCGGAAACCUGGGCUGGGCUGGCCAAAGGGGAACUGAGGGCUCUUGGCCUGGCCCGGCUCCUUCCUGCCCCAGGUAGCUUAGCGGGCCAAGACUGGUCACCAGCAGGCUAUGGCAGGAAGGCUGCCCCUCAGCAACCUGUCUUCACGUGCUACACUUUCAUUACACUGCCUACCUCCUGGCCUCCCAUCCCAAAUGCUCCUGAGUGAAUUGUCAACCCACUCGUGUAUGAUAUUAGAGAGUUCGCAAUAAAUUAUU